AUGGGAAAACGUAAACACACCAAAGAGCAAAUCGAAAAUGUUAAGAAAAUUCUUCUUUUGUAUAAGAAUCAAGUAUUCAAAAAUGGAAAAGUUGUUUCCAAGAAUGACCAAAUUUGGCAUAAUAUGUCCAUAGAAACGUCGGAAAAUUUUACUCCGCUUGCUUUGUUUACAGUAGUUUCUAAAAACUAUUAUGAUUCUCAUUCAUUACUUUUCAAUAAUCAGGAACAUCAAUUAGAAAAAAAUAAUACCAAUGAGAACAUACCCUCAGACAGCUCUUAUCAGGAAAAUCAGAGUUCCACGACAGAUUCAAGUGAAUGUUCCACGAACAAUAGUAACGACUCAAGAUAUAGCUUUUUUGUAACUCUAAAUUAUUCCGAAUAUUUAAAUUUAAAUCCUCAUAUAACUAAAUACAAGAGAACUGAUAAAUACGAAAAAAAAACUAAUCUUAGAAAAAGUAAACAAAGAGCGUAUAUCUCCUUAGAACCAAAAUACUGGUCUAAUAUAUUACAUAAUAAAAUUGAGAAAGCCUUAAGAUCUCUAGGAUAUAAAUGCACAUUUAUUUUUAAAAGAUGUAAAAUUACUUUAUGUGGAAAAUAUUUUGCUACAAUAUAUGGCCUAUGUAAAGAGUGUAAGUCAGUUCUUUCAGGUUACAUUGAAACAGAACCAGGUGAAAAUGAGAACGUGACUAUUAUUUUUGAAUGUAUGGGCAAUUUUAGUAUUACACAUAAUAUUGCCAAACGACCGAUAUUUGGCAGUGAAAGAAAGAAGAUUGGUGAGGAACUAAUAACAACAAAUAUUGCUCCAUCUCAGUACAGGAGAUUACGUGCGGUUAAUGAGAUUCAAGAGGGCAUUGAAUCUUCAAGUUUACCUAAAUUAGAGGUUAUUCGAAAAAUCAAACAUGAAAGUCAGUCCGAAUUGCGGCUUAAUAAAGAUCCCAUAUUAGCAGUACAGAUAUUAAAAAACAACCCUGAUAUGAAAGGAUGCAUUAAAAAUAUUGGUUUGGAUCCUUUUUUUGUAUAUUUAUGGACCAAUACACAAUUGCACGUUUUUAAUAAAUAUUGCAAAGAAGACUAUGGAAUACUUUCCAUCGAUGCCACUGGUGGUAUUGUACGCAGUGCCACUAAGCCUUCUGGAGACAAAACAAAACAUAUAUUCCUAUAUGAAGGAACAAUACGACAUAAACAUUUAAAGAAGGAAAAUCAAUAUCCAGUCACUAGUAUGCUUAGUGAAGCGCAUAAUAGUGUUGCCAUAUAUACGUGGCUAGCACACUGGAUUAAAAAUGGUGCAGAAAAUCCAAAAGAAAUUGUCUGCGACAUGUCGCUAGCAUUACUCUAUGCUAUUAUUCUUGCAUUUACCAGCUGUAAAACAUUAGAACAGUACCUCCAAAUAUGCUUCGAAGCAAUAUUUUUCCAACAGCCUUUUAAUGAAAAGUGUUUUAUUCGGCUAGAUAUUGCUCACUUUCAAGCAACAGUUUCGCGAUUUUCUUGUAUGAAGAAACAACACCGUUUAACACGACAAUUUUAUUUAAGAGCUGUAGGGCAAUUAUGCCAAUGCACGAACGUCGAAGAUGUGCAAAACAUGCUAGAAGCUAUUUUCACAGUAGCUUAUAGUGAUACUGAAGGUAAAAGUUUGAUAACGGGAAUCAAUAUAAAAUGCGAGGAACACAAGCAAUGGCUUAUAAGGCGCUGUUCCAGUGGAACAACCGAAACAUUAGAUAUAGAGUUGAAAAUUGUAAAUAAUGAAAUGGAGCUAGAAAAUUUUAAGGAAAAAAUUAAAAGUCCAUUUGAGGAUUGGGCUCGAAACAUUGCUGUAAAAUGUAAAACUUUGGUAAACACACAAAAUGAAGUAGGCGAUCGAGGUAAUCAGCAAUGCCUACCAUUAUUUGUAAACGAAUUGUUGAAGUUACUAAAACUGUUGCCUCUCUGGUCGGCCAUAUUAAUACCCCAUUUUCCAAAAGCACAAGUAACAGCAUCUUCUUCCAUAUCAGAAAGCAAUUUUAAUCAUAUAAAAAAUAGAGUUUUCUCAAAUGUUACGCUUCCGGUCCGAAUAGAUGAAUUUAUUCCUACGUACAUCUUAUCAAAUUAUGGAGCUGUGCAGAUCGCAAAAGCUAGUAUUCAACAAAAAAAGGAUAUCGAUGAUAAGAUAUUACCUGCUGCAAUUUUAGAUGAAAACUGCAAAAAUAAUGACAAUAGCCAAGAUGAAGUAGACAAUGAAGAAAAGCCAAAACCAAAAUGUCCAUCGUGUGAGCUGAAACUGGCAGAAACGUCGAUUUGUUGUAAUUGCCAAAACCCAAUUCAUAAUCACCCUCUCUGUUCACAACAAAACUUCUGCAACCGGUGCUUUAAUAUGGAGCAAAAUCAAAUUGAAAAUUGGAAAGGAAAAGCCAUACCAACGAGAAAACGAACUUGUUAUUUAGAACCUCUAGCGGAACUGAUGUCUACAGACUUUUCAAAUACCAAAUUAGUACCGGUUGGGCUAUUAAGAAAUGGCCAUUUAAUGGAUCUUAAACCCAUUAAAAUAGGACAAGAAUGUGUUACAUUAUCAAAUACGUGCGGAUUUGACGCUGUAGUGCAAGUUCUCGCGUGUGCUUUCUGUGACAGCCAAACUUUUAAAGAUUUAUUAAUAUUGUUUUCAAAAAAUCAGAGCAAAAUAGCCACAAUUGUUUGUACUCUGGUAGAGCAAGGCAUUAAUAAAAAAAUUUACAGGCUCCGAGCUGAAUUGUGCUACAAAGUUUUUCCAAAAAAUGAAACACCUAAAAAUAUUGUUGCAAUAGAUGUACAAAUCCAAAUUUCCAAUUUAUUAAACGGAAUUUUAGAUUUUUACUCAGGGGUUAAAAGUAACUAUUGUCCAGCAUGUAAGGAUGUACAAAAUGAAUCUAUAACAUUUAUUGAGAUAGAAAUCACAAAUAUUUACAAUCUAGAAGCUCUCAUUAAUGAACAGGUUGCGCCGAACUAUUUUUUUCGGUGUCAUAAAGGUAUUUGUAAAGGGUACUUAAGGAGAAAAUUAGAUUUAAACCCUGUAUGUUUUUUUAUUGAGCCUAUAAAUACUGCUACCAGAAUGUGUGAAAUUCAAUGUAAACUUGAAGACAUUCCAAAAACAAUUUCUAUUGGUGAAAUUCAAUAUAUUUUACGUGGCUGCGUAGCCUAUACAGGGCCAGAUUUAGCUUUAGGACACUUUACUGCUUUUGCGAACAGACACAACAAUAUAUGGGAAGUGUACGAUGAUACACAUCAUAAAAGUGAAAAAUGUUCAAGGCAUCGUGAAGUGAAAAUUCAGACUCUUUUUUAUAGUAUUUAA
Psylliodes chrysocephalus is the source of this 3297-nucleotide messenger RNA. The record is from the annotation of a GenBank genome assembly. NCBI's taxonomy places the organism in Eukaryota, Metazoa, Arthropoda, Insecta, Coleoptera, Chrysomelidae.